Messenger RNA from Histoplasma capsulatum G186AR, 2036 nucleotides. RefSeq names its product double-stranded DNA-dependent ATPase. The coding region runs from base 2 to 1963 and encodes 653 amino acids. The record is from RefSeq and is a predicted model, not a curated record. Gene Ontology annotation, molecular function: ATP binding; DNA binding; hydrolase activity. Lineage: Eukaryota; Fungi; Ascomycota; Eurotiomycetes; Onygenales; Ajellomycetaceae. The transcript is spliced from 2 exons.
GAUGCGGUGGUUGACGAAAUGUAUACGAGAGUUCAAAUGCGCUGCUAUCUACAGGAACAGCAUCCUUAGCCAUAGGUUCAUUUCCUCAGCAGUAGCAGCAGCAGCUACACCUACUAAGUCCCACUCUCCUGGAUCGUUACUGUCCGAUUUUCACCUUCGGAGUUACCAAGAAGAAUGUAUACAGUCUGUCCUCUCAUAUUUGGAGAAGGGCCACAAAAGACUGGGUGUUUCGCUAGCAACGGGGAGUGGAAAGACUGUAAUUUUUACGCAGCUGAUCGAUCGCAUUCCUCCCCGUGAUGAAGUCGCAAACCGAACCCUUAUUAUAGUCCAUCGCAAAGAACUGGUUGAACAGGCAGCAAAGCAUUGUAUGCUUGCGUACCCGGGGAAGACCAUCGAAAUUGAAAUGGGCAAGAGUCACGCAACAGGAACCGCUGAAAUAACCAUAGCAUCUAUCCGAAGCCUCCUUUCAAAGGGACGAAUUGAAAAGUUUGACCCGGAGAGAUAUAAACUUAUUUUGGUGGAUGAAGCGCACCAUAUCGUGGCUCCGUCGUAUAAAGAAGUUCUUGGAUAUUUCGGAUUGAAUGAAGUGUCCGAUGGGUCUCCAGCUCUCGUUGGCGUGUCGGCGACUUUUUCGCGGUUCGAUGGACUAAAACUAGGGGCUGCUAUUGACCAUAUCGUCUACCAUAAAGACUAUAUCGAUAUGAUUGGAGAAAAGUGGCUUGCAGAUGCUGUGUUCACUACAGUGAAUUCCAGGGCUGACCUAUCAAAGGUUUCCAAUGGCCCUAAUGGUGACUUUCAGACUGGUCAGCUAUCAGCAGCAGUUAACACUGACACAGUGAAUGAUAUUACUGUUCGCGCUUGGCUCUCCAGGGCGAGCGAGAGAAAAUCAACUCUUGUUUUUGGGGUCAACAUUGAGCAUGUAAGGUGCCUCACAGAAGCAUUUCGCAGAUUUGGCGUCGAUGCGAGAUAUAUUACAAGUCAGACUUCCAAAGAUAUCCGAACAGAUGAACUGGAAGCUUUCCGCAACCAAGAAUACCCAGUUUUGGUAAACUGUGGGCUUUUCACAGAAGGAACAGAUAUCCCUAAUAUUGAUUGUGUGCUUCUUGCACGUCCGACAAGGUCCAAAAACCUUUUGAUCCAAAUGAUUGGGAGAGGAUUAAGGCUAUACCCAGGGAAGAAGAACUGCCAUAUCAUUGAUAUGGUUGCGUCUCUUGGCACUGGUAUCACCAGCACACCAACCCUGUUUGGUCUUCACCCGGACGAAGGUCUUGAUGAAGCAAAGAUGGAGGACAUCGAAAAACUCAAAAACCGUGAAAGUUAUAGCUUCAAAUCGAAGUCGAAGUUCUCUGCUAUUUCUGCGGAUAAAGUGGCUGUUGAUUUUACUGACUAUGAUUCUGUAAAUGAUUUACUCCGGGAUACAUCAGGUGAAAGACAUAUUCGUUCGUUAAGCCAAAAUGCUUGGGUAUCAGUGGCGCCAGAUCGGUACGUGCUGAAUGCGCCUCCUGGAAGAAUUACAAUCAUCAAAGACGACUCCGGUUUGUAUUCGGUUUCCCACGUCAGAGCCUUGAGCCCGAAUCUUCAUUCAAAAAGCCCAUUUAGCCGCCCGCGAGAGAUUGCCUCGUCACUUGAAUUCGCUCAAGCAGUGCACGCUGCUGAUACGCUAGCCAACCGCAUAUUUAUCCCAGUUUUUAUAGCUAAAUGGCAACCAUGGAGAAAGAAGUACGCCAGCCUUGGGCAGGUCGCAUUUCUUAACAAGCACCUCCCUUUCGAUAACCAGAUUAAACCGGGAGAAAUUACGAAAGGAGAGGCAGCAGAUAUGAUCACGAAGGUCAAGCACGGAGCAAAGGGCCAAUUCAAGAAUAUAGUCGCCAUUAAACGGCGUUUGGGCCGAGAGAAGGCCAAGGAAUCUGAACUGGAGGAGCUGAGGAGUAGGGAGGAAGUGAAAGUCGGCCCACUUGAUUAGACAUCGUUAAUCUGUUUUGUGCUCUGUAAAGACGAUACCCAUGUAUAAUAAUUAAACCGAAAUACUUUUUGAG